Pelobates fuscus (common spadefoot toad) is the source of this 1145-nucleotide messenger RNA. RefSeq names its product mediator complex subunit 19 (gene MED19). Bases 314 to 1075 code for a protein of 253 amino acids. Gene Ontology annotation, cellular component: mediator complex. Gene Ontology annotation, molecular function: transcription coregulator activity; transcription factor binding. The record is from RefSeq and is a predicted model, not a curated record. The transcript has 6 exons. NCBI's taxonomy places the organism in Eukaryota, Metazoa, Chordata, Amphibia, Anura, Pelobatidae. Gene Ontology annotation, biological process: positive regulation of transcription by RNA polymerase II.
GGAGCCAUUUUGUAGGAGCCAUUUCCGUUGAGUUUCGUAGAAACCAGGCUCCAAACGCAUGGACGGUUUACAUUGAGCUACAGCCAAAGGCACUGGAGACACUUUUCUAUAAGAAACGCCAUUCAGGAAAGACGACUUUACCGAUUUAGAGCUCGCUAGAGCUGGAAGCAGCGAAUCGGCAGCAAGCCAGUUAUAUUCCCGUUUUCCCGAGGGCAGCCAUGUGAUCGGCACGGAUUCCGUGACCACCGCAGCCGGCUCUGAUUGAUGUUAUCGCGGGGAGGGGGGCAUUGAUGUUCCUGGUUGUUGACCCGCGAUGAUGGAGGGAUUCUCAGCACUCUUCGCUUCCGCGGAGCCGCCGCCGCCUCUGCCGUCCGUUCCGGGAGCUCCAUCCGGCGUCCCUGCGUCCAGCGGCGGGUUCGGGUCGAGCAAGCCCCAAGUGACGGGGACUGCGAAUUCUUCGGUGCCCGGCCCCCCGCUGCCGCCUCCGCCGCCGCUCUCCGUGGGCUCCGCCGGGGACGACUCAGCCCGAAGAUCCCCGUCUGGCCCCUUCUACCUCCUCCGGGAGCUGCCGGGGCUUUCAGACCUGACGGGUAGUGUUAAUCUCAUAGUACAUUAUAACCUAGAACAUUCCUUCAGUAAGUUCUGUGGCAAAAAAGUUAAAGAAAAGCUCAGUAAUUUUCUUCCUGACCUUCCAGGUAUGAUUGAUACUCCAGGAUCUCAGGAUAACAGCAGCUUGCGUUCAUUGAUUGAGAAGCCACCAAUCUGUGGGAACUCAUUCACCCCGCUGACAGGCGCAUUGCUAACAGGAUUCAGACUUCAUGCUGGACCGCUCCCAGAACAAUGCCGUUUGAUGCACAUACAACCCCCAAAGAAGAAGAAUAAAAAACACAAAACUAGGACACAGGAGCCAGCACCCCCAGAAACCCCAUCCGAUUCUGAUCACAGGAAAAAGAAGAAGAAGCAAAGAGAAGAUGACCCAGAAAGACGUAGGAAAAAGAAAGAUAAAAAGAAAAAGAAGAGUCGCCAUAGCCCUGAGCACCCAGGAGCAGCAGGUUCACAGAGUGGUGUUCGCUAAAUGGCUGUUGUGCAUAUUACAAACCCCUUUUUACAUUGUUUUCUUUUUAAAUAAAACUCACUAAUCUUUA